Molecule: messenger RNA, 7240 nt
Organism: Dunckerocampus dactyliophorus (ringed pipefish)
Lineage: Eukaryota; Metazoa; Chordata; Actinopteri; Syngnathiformes; Syngnathidae
Gene: sec23ip
Product: SEC23 interacting protein
Exons: 18
Coding region: 54-2948 (964 amino acids)
Cellular component (GO): COPII-coated ER to Golgi transport vesicle
Molecular function (GO): protein binding; metal ion binding
Source: RefSeq, a predicted model, not a curated record
ACUGCCUGCCUGUUCCGGUAGUGGCUACGUGUAACGUGUAAUUUUAGAGGAAAAUGGCAGAUAGAAAAAACAAUAAUGUUCCUAACACAAGCGCAAAUUUAUUAUUUAGUGCCGCUCCCGAGUUCACAUUCAAUUUGCCUUUCAUGCCAGUGAGUCAGGCCUCUGGCUCGGCAGUGCUGUCAGGAGAGGAUUCUACUGAUGUUGGCGAGGAAGACAGUUUUUUGGGUCAGACUUUUGGGAAUGUACAAGCUCCCUCUACCUUCAGCUACUUCUCCAACCCAGUAACUAGCAGUGACCCGUUUGCUUCUAUUGGCCAACCACCAUGUCCACCACCAUCACUGGCAGGUGCAACCAUGACAACCGUUGCAGCGUCUGUUCCUAGCAGCGUUAAUAUGGCUCCUCCACCACCUCCAUGCUCACAGUUGAACAGUGCUCCUCCUGUAUUUGGCAGUACAGUGUAUCAGAGCCCUAUGGGAUGCCACACUCCUCCCCCUGGCACAAUGACCCCACCACCUGCGCAGGUGCAGCAACAUAGUCAUAACCCGUAUCGACACACUGCCACCAGCAGCAAAGCUAGUCCUUAUAUUCCAGCUCCUGAGGUCCUACCACCAAGCCAGGCAUCGCAACACAAUCCCUACUCUGUCAGUUCAGGGCCACAAACAUUCCCCCCGUCGGGACCUGCAUUCUCAAAGCCUCCUCCCACUCACCUUCAGGCACCUCCACCUCCAGCCAACCCUUCUGGUGCAGUCGUCCCUGCCGGCCUGAGUGUGCAGUACAACUACAAUGUUUAUGAGCCUGUUCAGCCUCACUGGUUCUACUGCAAACUAGUGGAGUUAAAAAGUGUGUGGCUUCCUUUCAGCAUUAUUGACUCCCUCCAGCUUGAGGAGACGUAUAACUCCGUUCAACCAGACCCAGAAAAUGUAAUUGUGCGCACGGACGGAGGUCGUUUUGAUGUGCAGCUCUAUGACCGCAUGCGGUCAGCGGUUUACUGGGAGGAGGAGCCUACAGAAGUGCGGCGUUGCACCUGGUUUUACAAAGGGGACACAGAUAGUCGAUUUAUUCCUUACUCUGAGGAAUUCAGCGACAAGCUUGAGGCAGAAUAUAAGAAAGCUGUAUCUACUAACCAAUGGCACCGUAGACUGGAGUUCCCAUCUGGAGAAACCAUUGUCAUGCACAACCCAAAGGUGAUAGUGCAGUUUCAACCCUCCCCCUUGCCUGAUGAGUGGGGCACUACUCAGGAAACACAGACUCGGCCCAGAGUGGUGAAGAGAGGGAUCGAUGAUGACCAUGAUGAAGUCCCUGACGGAGAGCUCCCUAAGGUGGACCACCUUGUGUUCAUGGUUCAUGGCAUUGGUCCCGUAUGUGACCUGAGGUUUAGGAGCAUGGUUGAGUGUGUGGACGACUUCCGCAGUGUGUCACUGAAGCUGCUACAGAGUCACUUUAAGAAAUCGUUGGAUGAUCACGCCAUUAGCCGGGUGGAGUUCAUGCCUGUGCAGUGGCACACGGCUCUACAUGGAGAUGCCACAGGGGUGGACAGGAGAAUAAAGAAAAUCACUUUACCCAGCACCGGGCGUUUACGUCACUUCACAAAUGAGACCUUGUUAGAUGUGCUCUUCUACAACAGUCCUACAUACUGCCAGACCAUCAUGGACACAGUUGCCUCAGAGAUUAACAGACUACAUGCCCUGUUCUUGAAGAGAAACCCAGAUUACAAAGGAGCAAUAUCUGUGGCUGGACACAGUUUAGGAUCCCUUAUUCUCUUUGACCUGCUGUCAAACCAAAAAACUGAUGCCACCCCUCCCACUAUGCCCACUGUGAAUGGAGACACCAAACAGGUAGCAGCCCCAGUUCCACAGGCUGUCACCCCUCCAUCUGUAGAAGAGGAGCCCAAAGAGGAGGGAGAGGAGUUGGAGGACCUUUCUGCUGCGCUGGAACAUCUUGGCCUGUCUGAGUACAAGAGCACCUUUGAUGAGGAAAAGAUUGACAUUGAAUCCUUUCUCAUGUGUACAAUUGAGGACUUGAAGGAGAUGGGAAUCCCACUUGGCCCUCGGAAGAAGAUCGCCAAAUUUGUCAAAGAAAGAGUGGCUAAACAGAUGGAAGCUCAGGAGAAAAAAAUGGAGGUCCAGGUGGACAGUCAAGUUGUACAGCCCCCACAUGCUGCGGAGACUCUUCCUGAUCCUGGUGUGAAGAAGCUGCCGGUGGGCGUCUCCUCCAUCCAUGUGGACUACAACUACUUUGAAGUUGGCACUGGGCAGGUGUCAGUGGUCUACCAGAAUCUGGACUUCAGUCCAGUGAGUUUCUUUGCCUUGGGUUCACCAAUUGGCAUGUUCUUGACUGUUCGAGGCCUAGAAAAGAUUGAAGAGACCUAUCAGCUUCCAACUUGCAAAGGAUUCUUCAAUAUUUACCAUCCGUUGGACCCAGUUGCAUACAGGAUUGAGCCCAUGAUUAUACCAGACUUGGAAUUGAAGCCUGUUUUGAUACCACAUCACAAAGGAAGAAAAAGGCUCCAUCUUGAGCUGAAGGAGAGUCUCUCCAGGAUGGGCUCAGACCUGAAGCAAGGUUUCAUCAGCUCGCUGAGGAGCGCCUGGCAGACGCUCAACGACUUUGCUCGCGCCCACACGUCGUCUGCUCAGCUUCAGGCAGAGCUGGCCAUCGUGGCCAAUCAGAUCGAAGAGCAGGAGAAGAGAGCACAGGAAGUUUCUGAGCAAAAAACUUUAGAAAUGCCCGAGCCACAAAAAGAAGAGGAACCUCAGGUGAGGAUCGGGAUGCUGAACGCAGGAAAUCGCAUCGACUUUGUCCUGCAAGAAAAGCCCAUUGAGAGUUUCAAUGAGUACCUCUUUGCUCUCCAGAGUCAUCUCUGCUACUGGCAAUCUGAAGACACAGCUCUGCUUAUCCUCAAGGAGAUCUACAAGAGCAUGGGGGUCCAGCCAGAACACGUGGUACAUUAGCACAACAAAGGUUUAUUUCAUGACAGUUUUCCUGGAUUAUGUUUAUUAUUUUUGCUCAUUUACUUUGCUAUCAUGUGAUUUAUUGUAUGCAAAUGUAUAAUACAGUUGUAUUAUGCCAUUUGUCUUAAAUUAAGAAAACUGGCUUGUAGGUGAAAAGACUUUUGACAAGUUUAUUAGAUUUUUAUAGUAUAAACUAUAGAGCUGGACAAGGAACAACUGUCAGAUAAAUGCCAACGGGCAGGAAUGAAGUAGCAGCAGUUAAUGAAGACUUCUCAACAUUUUAUGGCCAAUAAAUCAUUUCCUGGCAUUUGCUCUUUGUGUUGUGUAUGAGAAGGAGAUAUUAACGGAAUGAGCGUUUUACCAAAAGCUUCACUAGUUGCAGUAACAUUCACAGCAGGGUGAGACUCUCUUCUGUCAAAAAAGCCCACUUAACCCACCCUUAAACAGAUUUUCUUAGCUCUGCCUCUAACCUCAGUGAAUGACUAAUCAGAUGUAACACGGCCUCUGGAAUAAAAAUGAAGAACAUCAGAAUGCAGGCACAUGAGAUCAACAUAAUAAAUUCACAUGAAUAAAAGACAAGUAUUUACAGGAGUGUCCACAAGUGGGAAUAAAUAGUGCUGAGGAGUGACACACUUGUUUAGACAAUAAUCUUGGUACCAGCAGACCCUAAAUUAGUUCUGCAUGCUCAAAUGAGAUCUUUGCACCUUCAGCUUGUCACAAUAACAUGCUUCUCUGCUAAGACAGUGACCAAAUGUCAUAUAGUUACAUAAAGUACAAAAGGUCCCUUUUCACCUCAUUGUCAGUCUUAAACAAUAAAUACAUAAUAAAGUUAUAAUAAUAACAUGGCUCCACAUUGUCAAAAGUGGAGCUAUAUUUUGUAAGGAAUUUGCACUUUUUUGUUCAGUUCAUAAAAUUUGAAUAGCUCCAUAAUGCAAGCAUUGUAAUUGGCUUAUGUAAUGAAAGUGGCUUCUGGCUGAGAUCACGUGGAGAACUGUGGUUCAGCAGGAGUAAUUGGUCCUGAUACAGCAGGAAAAUGGUUGGUCUUUGUGGAAAGGACCGCCAGAUGUGCCCUUCAGCAGGUAAAGUAGUAAUGUAAUGGUUUGCUGUAGCUCAUUGAGCCAUGUAGUUGUUUUGUACAUUCAUUUGUCUACAGCUCUGCAGCAAAAUGCAGAAUGAUGCCACACUGUCUUUGCAGGAGUGCAUUCAUAAUGUCAGCAUAUCACAGACUUUACAUGGACGUGACGGACACGCAGGAAGCUGCUCAGUUGUCUGUUUUGCUCUGAGUCUUAAAGGCCUGCUUGCGGAGGUGUGCCUCGAUUUCCUCACGGAACACCAGCAUUCCCAGAUGAGAGUGGGAGGCCUCGUUCAUGGCUUUGGACUGGAUGCACAUGCGGUACUGUUCUGGAGUCAGCUCGUCCGCACACUGCUUCUCGUGCCACAGGUGGAACAGACCUGACACUGGCGUCCGGAUCACUAUCAGGUCGCUCCGAAGAUACUUCCUGUACAAGUGGACGUCUUCCACGCCCCAGCCUUUCACUUCAAGGUCAAAGCCCCCUUAGAGGGAAAUGAUGUUUAAUGAUGAAUACUGAAUGAAAUCAUCAUCAUCAGUGCUUACCAAUAUUAAGGAAAUCUGAGCGAUAUUGACACGUCAUUCCAAAGCCAAAAUCUCUCCAAAAACCAGCAUCCUUCUUGUGAACCUAUUUAAAAUAAACACUGGUGAUCCAUGGUGUUUCAAAUAACUCAAACUACAUCUUUAUCUUACCAGCUGGAGUUCAAUAGGUGGAGCCAGCUCCAGAUUUCCAUGAACUAUGGCGGGAUUGUACAGACUGAACACCACAGGAUAGAACACUUUCUUGUCUAGAACACAAAAUGAGGCCUUUACCCAAAAAAAAAAAAUGUAUUCAAUUAAAAGCAACCGUUUGUUAAAACCUACUUGGAGCAGUAUGGAGACGACAUGUAUUGAGGAAGUCCAGCGUAAAAUGGAUGUCGACGUCACAGAAAAACAUCAAAACGUCGCCUUUGUUCCAGGCGUGUGCUCCAAUAUCCAGCCCCCGACCUCGGGAAAACUCCUCAUCCACUGGGAUUAGCGUGUACUUUGAGAAACCCUCAUCUCUGACAAAAAAACAAUGCGAUAUGUAUUGUAAGUUAUCAAACAAUGCAAAAAGGGAAAUCUACAGUAAGCAAGAAAUAUCAGAACAAGAAAAAAAAUAUUUUCUAUACAGUAGAGCCCCACAUUUCGCGGGGGUUCUGUCUUAGACCCCCCGGGAAUGGCGAAAAACAAGUAACUAAGACACCCAGGAAAACGUCUAUUUUGACACUCCUAACACAGAGGCUCCUUUUUAUUGGUCCACAGCACAUUGUAGAAAUAAAAUUAAAAUAACAGCAAAAAAUGGGAAAAAUACAGCAAAAAACUGAAAUGUUUCUACAAGUACCCACUACUAUGUUGUACUUUUUUAGAGUUUUUAGAAAAUAAAAAAAAUAUAUAUGUAAAAAUAGCAAAGUGACCCCCCCCAUCCCACCACCACCAAAUGCCUCCCUCACUUACAGCGCAACCGAAAAUAAAAAGUGGAACAUAACAUAACUGCACCACAGGGACUAUGCGGGUAUUGAAAUAAACACUUACACACUAAUGUACAUGCAAAACAAUACUGCUUUAGACUGAUUUAUAUCCCACAAGGCAUGCUGGGUAACUUCUUUGGUCAGUGGUCUGACAUUUUAAAUGCCUGGCAAGAAUUUAAUCUUGUUAGUUAAAACGAAGUAUUGGUGACCUUGAUUUCAGUUUUGGAAAUGUAAAGUAUAUUCACAAACCUUGACAUCGUCUCCAACGACGACUUCACCUCCUGAAGCCCCUCUUGUCCGAAAUAGACCACCGUAAGGUGAACCCGCCUGUCCUGCUGUAUGCACACCUCCCUAAAAGACAGGGUUUUUUCCCCAUUUCAUGAGUAUCAAAAGGCAAAAGAAGCUAGAUCCAUUUCAGCAUGAACAAGUUGGGACGCGCAAGGAAGAAACAAAUGUACUCACCUGAAGUUGUGCAAGAACUGUGAGAAGGUUUCUACUCUGCCUGCCAGUGGCACAAUGAUGUUGAUAAUCAUUCCAGAUGUUACUACAGAUGUGCUCCUGACUUUCAUCAGGGGGCCGAAAGGCCUGAAGAGCGUCACGUGACGGAAGGUGCUGGAUUCCUCUUUAGAGAAGAAGAGCUCAUAAAGAGAGCCUUUGUCUCGUUCGGUCCUGUGAAUGCCUGCAAAUAUGGGACAAGGGGGUGCAGUCAAUUACUGUGUGGAUGCUGAGAAACAAAAAACUAAAUAUUUAUCUUAUCUUCCACUCAUUUAGAUGCUUCACUGUAGGACAAGCAACCAUGUGUGGCAUCUCUCUAAAGUGAGUACACCACUCAUCCUUUUAUUACAGUAUGUCUUCACAAGGGACAAUACUAUAGACAUGAAACAUGAAUACACUAGUAGUCACUGUUCGGCUUUUAUAACCGUACAGUAACCCUUCAUUUAUCGUGGUUAAUUGAUUUCAGAAUUGAAUGUGAUAAGUGAAUCUCUGCAAAUAAAUUUAUAAUGGCAUUAUUUAUAAAUGGAAUAUUUUCUUGGUUAGAGCAUAGAAAACAUGUUUCCUACUUUCUUAAUAUGAUGUUUAACAUUAUUAGAGCCCUUUAGACAUGAAAUAACACCCCUAUAGUCACCUUUACACUCGUAUUUCCCAAAAUAGUAGACAUAAGUAGGGGUGUCACACGAUACUCAGUUGACGAGAUGAGGCGACGCAUGAGAUUGGGAGACAAGAUUUGUUUACCUUUACUUUUAAGAAAAGUAUAAAGAAAAAAAAUAUAUAUCUACUAAUUGAAUUUCUACUACGUUACACACCUCUGCACUCUAUGUAUGCUACCAGCCCGCCUCCACUCACCGAGAGAAAGAGACUGUGUGACUGACAAAAGGGCUCACUCCAUUCAUGCAGUUGUUCUGUGAAACAAACACACCAGGCUACUGAAACCAAUGCGCAGUGAACCCUCUUCCUGCCUGUUUGGAGGCGAGAGACGAGGAAAACAGACACGCAUGCACAUGGUGAGAUCUUAUGACACGAGAUCUUGUGACACCCCUGAUAAUAACAGAAAAUAAGCCGUUUAAGACAAAUAAAACUCAUGCUCGUGUGUGUUGAGGUAAAUGUGUUCCGGCAUUAGGGCAGGCGAGUGGGUGACAGACAGGAAGUGACGUUGACGGUUCAGAGUUGAGUUUCAAACCUGCAAUAAAAGCCCGUUAUCUCGGCAAUCUAGUCUGGUCCUUGUGUGUUUCACC